This is a messenger RNA of Triplophysa dalaica, 7377 nucleotides long. RefSeq names its product cytoskeleton associated protein 5 (gene ckap5). The transcript is spliced from 45 exons. Gene Ontology annotation, biological process: centrosome duplication; establishment or maintenance of microtubule cytoskeleton polarity; microtubule polymerization. Lineage: Eukaryota; Metazoa; Chordata; Actinopteri; Cypriniformes; Nemacheilidae. Gene Ontology annotation, cellular component: kinetochore; centrosome; microtubule plus-end. The record is from RefSeq and is a predicted model, not a curated record. Bases 817 to 6843 code for a protein of 2008 amino acids. Gene Ontology annotation, molecular function: microtubule plus end polymerase activity; microtubule plus-end binding.
GACUCGGCUGUGCAGCACGUGACACAACACCGACGUGAGCGCUAGGAGGAGUCCCGUCCUCAUUUUUGAAAAAUGCUCGUCUGUGUUUCGUCAGUUUUGUUGACGUUGCUCUGGCGUGCUGCGCAUGUUCACUGCACCCAUGUUUGCCUGCUCUUUAAAUACAUUAUAACAGUCUGUUUUUGCGUCUUUAAAAUUUGGUGCACAUUCACUAACGUCCAAACUCUUUGUUGAAUUAUGUAUUAACAGGGGUGGGGUUCAGUUUUACUACAUAUACGUACAAGUAUACUAUAUUUAAAUGCACACAAAGUACAAAUGUGUCUUUCUCGGUGAACAUAAUUUAUACAUUUAAUGUUAGUCAGUAAUUCGGAUUAUCUGCGACCACGACAUUUAAAAUAGAUAAAAACGUGCAUGCAAAACAGCACCAAAAUGAAGUACACUUUAUAAAAAAUAUAUUUAAGUGAACGUUUGAAUGGGUGCUAGGCGUCUCCUCCCUCUGUCUCUCUAGUUGUUUUCACCAUCGUGCGUCGAUACGCAGACCGAACGCUUUGCGACAUCAAAGUACCGCGAGAAACAUCUAAGAGCCCUGUUUUUUGAUUGCUCUCGCGGUAUUCCGGUGUCAUACGUCAAUCAGUCUGCGCAAUCGCGCAUGAAGUCUAACACGCCUUCACUCUACCCGCCCUCAGAGGCGUUUCAAAGCCAGAAGAGUAAUGACUAAAUAUCGGACCCAGCUGAUGAAGACCGUCCUUAAUUUAUAAGAAUAUUGUCCUGUCUUCCAUCUCUACUAUAGCAGCUAAAUAGAUCAAACAGAAAGCAGCCAUGGGGGAUGACAGUGAAUGGAUGAAGUUACCCAUAGACCAGAAAUGCGAACACAAGAUUUGGAAAGCCAGAUUAAAUGGAUACGAGGAAGCCCUGAAGCUUUUCCAGAGAAUAGAAGAUGAGAAGAGUCCAGAAUGGGGCAAAUACCUGGGACUUACCAAAAGAUUUGUAACCGAGUCCAAUGCCGUAGCACAACUUAAAGGCUUGGAGGCAGCACUCGCAUAUAUUGAGAAUGCACAUGUGGCUGGCAGAACAACAGGGGAAGUGGUUUCUGGCGUGGUCUGCAAAGUCUUCAAUCAGCCCAAAGCUCGGGCUAAAGAGCUGGGGAUGGAUAUCUGCCUUAUGUAUAUAGAGAUCGAGAAGGCGGAAGUCGUCCAAGAUGAGUUGAUCAAAGGAUUGGAAAACAAAAACCCUAAAAUUGUUGUUGUCUGCAUUGAAACGUUACGGAAAGCGCUUUGUGAGUUCGGAUCAAAGAUCAUAACACUGAAGCCUGUAGUAAAAGUUUUGCCAAAACUGUUCGAGUCUCGAGAAAAGGCAGUUCGAGACGAGGCCAAAUCACUCGCUGUGGAAAUCUAUAGGUGGAUCCGUGAUGCUCUGCGACCUCCCCUCCAAAACAUCAACUCUGUACAGCUGAAAGACUUGGAGGAAGAAUGGGUGAAGCUGCCAACCUCACCUCCGAAGCAGACCCGGUUCUUGCGUUCCGAACAGGAUCUGAAGGCCAAGUUUGAGAAGCAGCAAGCUGCUGGAGGAGACGAAGCAGAUGGUGAGGCUGAUGAGGAGACCGAAGUUCAGGUGGAUGCUUAUGAGCUCUUGGAAGCCGUUGAGAUCCUUUCAAAACUUCCCAAAGACUUCUAUGACAAAAUUGAAGCUAAGAAAUGGCAGGAGAGGAAGGAAGCAUUGGAGGCGGUGGAAACCUUGACAAAGAACCCAAAACUAGAGAAUGGAGACUAUGGGGACCUGGUUCGAGCACUUAAAAAGGUUAUUGGUAAAGAUGCCAAUGUGAUGCUAGUGACCUUGGCAGCUAAAUGUCUGGCAGGAUUGACAACAGGACUGAGAAAGAAGUUUGGUACAUAUGCGGGUCAUGUGGUGCCAACCAUUCUGGAGAAGUUUAAGGAGAAGAAACCUCAGGUUGUACUGGCCUUACAAGAGGCCAUCGAUGCAGUCUUCCUAACUACAACCCUACAAAACAUCAGCGAGGAUGUUCUGGCGGUGAUGGACAACAAGAACCCUUCCAUCAAGCAACAGGCUUCGCUUUUCCUGGCCAGAAGCUUCCGUCACUGCACCCCAAGUACAUUGCCAAAAAGCGUUCUGAAACCCUUCUGCGCAGCGUUCCUCAAGCAAGUGAACGAUUCUGCCCCAGAGGUCAGAGAUGCUGCUUUUGAGGCUUUGGGGACUGCCAUGAAGGUGGUGGGGGAGAAAGCCGUCAACCCGUUCCUGGCAGAAAUUGACAAACUCAAGUUGGACAAGAUAAAAGAAUGUGCAGAUAAAGUGGAGCUUGCUGGAGGAAAGAAAGGUGGUGCGGGUGGAGGAGGAGGAUUGAAGAAAGAGAAGCCGGCUGCGAAAGCACCCCCACCCGCUGAAACCCCUGCCAAACCAUCCGGCCCUCCUAAGAAAGCUCCUCCAGCAAAGGCUUCUGGGCCACCCAAGAAGGGCAAACCUGCUUCUGCCCCCAGUGGCAAGUCUAAGAAGGCUCCAGAAAUGAAGGAAACCAUAGAGACGGAGCUAUCUACGGAAGUAUGUGAGGAGAAGGCGGCUGCUGUGCUCCCAGGUUCCUGUAUGCAACUGCUCGACAGCGCCAACUGGAAAGAAAGACUUGCUAGCAUGGAAGAGUUUCAGAGAGCUGUGGAGCAGAUGGAUAAAUCUGAAAUGCCAUGUCAGGCUCUGGUCAAAAUGUUGGCUAAGAAACCUGGAUGGAAAGAGACCAACUUCCAGGUCAUGCAAAUGAAGUUGCACAUUGUGGGUCUGAUCGCGCAAAAGGGCUCGUUCUCAAAGACGUCUGCUUUGGUUGUUUUGGAUGGUCUGGUUGAUAAGAUCGGAGAUGUGAAGUGUGGAAGCAAGGCCAAAGAGGGUCUGACUGCGAUUGGCGAGGCUUGUUCUCUGCCAUGGACUGCGGAACAGGUGGUCUCACUGGCUUUUGCUCAGAAGAAUCCUAAAAAUCAAGCAGAGACACUCAACUGGUUGGCCAAUGCCAUGAAGGAGUUCGGAUUUGCUGGAAUAAAUGUGAAGGCAUUCAUCAACAACGUUAAAACCGCCCUGGGUGCCACAAAUCCUGCUGUGAGGACAUCAGCGAUCACUCUCUUAGGAGUCAUGUACUUGUAUAUGGGAGCUCCACUCCGCAUGUUCUUUGAAGAUGAAAAACCAGCCCUGCUUUCACAAAUCGAUGCAGAGUUUGAAAAGAUGCAGGGUCAGACUCCUCCUGCCUCCAUCCGCGGCAGCAAAAAAGCGGGAACUGAAGAGGAGGGAGAAGAGGCAGAUGAAGAGCAGGUUGAUGGUGGAGCUGGAGACAUCAUGGAUCUGUUACCUAGAACUGAUAUCAGUGAUAAAAUCACGUCAGACAUGGUGUCAAAAAUCGAAGACAAGAAUUGGAAGGUCAGGAAGGAAGGCCUUGAUGAGGUUGCCGCUGUCAUUUCCGAGGCUAAGUUCAUCCAGGCUAGCAUCGGCGAGCUGCCCUUGGCACUGAAGGGCCGUCUUAAUGACUCAAACAAACUACUGGUCCAGCAAACCUUGACUAUCCUACAGCAGAUAGCAACUGCUAUGGGUCCAUCUCUCAAACAGCACGUCAAGCACUUGGGAAUUCCAGUUAUCACUGUCCUCGGAGACAGCAAAGCCAACGUUCGCGCUGCUGCCAUGGCGACGCUGAACGCCUGGGUGGAGCAGACAGGGAUGAAGGAGUGGCUUGAAGGAGAGGACCUGUCCGAGGAGCUGAAGAAGGAGAACCCCUUCCUCAGACAGGAGUUGUUGGGCUGGCUGGCUGAGAAACUGCCCACCAUGCGUGCGGUGCCUGCAGACCUCAUGCUGUGUAUUCCCCACCUGUUCACCUGCCUUGAAGACCGUAGCGGCGACGUGCGCAAGAAGGCUCAGGACGCCCUUCCCACCUUCAUGAUGCACCUGGGCUAUGAAAAGAUGAACAAAGCUACCAGCAAACUCAAGCCGGCCUCAAAGGACCAGGUGGUUGGCAUGCUGGAGAAGGCCAGGGCCGUGAUGCCUGCCAAAGCUGCAGCUCCUGCCAAAGCUGCAGCUUCUAAACCCGCACCCAGUGCCCCUGCUGCCAAACCAGCUUCAGCUCCUGCCAGGAACCAGACUCCCAGUGAAGACUUCAGUGAACCGGAACCUAAAGCAGACCCAAAGAAAGCGAAAUCAGCAGGUCCUGCAGCUAAAAAGGGUGUUGUGGGUAAGAAAGCGCCGGUCAAGGCUGGUGCGAAGGAAGAGGAAGAUAAAUCUGGACCCAUUUACAUCCUCGUUCCUAAUGGCAAAGAGCAGAGGGUGAAGGAAGAGAAAGGUUUGAAGAUUCUGAAGUGGAACUUCAUGACUCCUCGUGACGAAUACGUGGAACAGCUGAAGACUCAAUUGUCAACAUGUUUGCCCAAGUGGCUACUGGAGGAGCUCUUUCACUUCGAUUUUCAACGUCAUGUUAAAGCCAUCGGUGCCAUGAUCGAGCACAUGGAACCAGAGUGUGAAGCUGUGAUAAGCUGUCUGGACCUGGUGUUGAAGUGGUUCACGCUCAGGUUCUUUGACACCAACACCAGUGUGUUGAUGAAAGCUUUGGAGUUCCUGAAGCUGCUCUUCAUCAUGCUGAGCAGGAAGAACUACCAACUCAACGACUACGAGGCCUCGUCUUUUAUUCCCUACCUGAUCCUUAAGGUCGGGGAGUCAAAGGAUGUGGUGCGCAAAGACGUACGUGCCAUUUUGACAAUGCUGUGUAAAGUUUACGCAGCCAGUAAAGUCUUCCCCUUCCUUAUGGACGGGACCAAAUCCAAGAACUCCAAACAGAGAUCUGAAUGUCUCGAGGAGCUCGGGUGCCUGAUAGAAAACUUUGGCAUGAAUGUGUGUCAGCCGACUCCAGGCAAGGCCCUUAAAGAAAUCGCUGUUCACAUUGGAGAUCGUGACACCACGGUCCGCAACGCUGCGCUCAAUACUGUCUUGGCUGCUUACAACGCCUGCGGUGACCAAGUUUUCAAACUCAUCGGCAAUCUUUCAGAGAAAGAAAUGAGCAUGCUCGAGGAACGAAUCAAACGCUCUGCUAAGAAGUCCCCCGCGGCCCCGCCCAAACAGGAGCGAGUCCAGAAAGAACAACCCACCAAUCCCAACGCCACUUUUCUCCGCAAACCUGCACAGGAGGAGGUGCCCAACAAACUCCGAAUAAUGUAUCGAACUUACAGGAUUCAAGCUCGAGCGCAAAACGCUCUGUUGGACCAGUCGGUUCCAUCCAUCCCAAAAGAGUUUCAGUUGGAUUUGGAUGUGUUUGAGAACAACCACACGUGCGCCAGCGACAUACCUGACCUGGUGCAACACAAACUGGAUGAAGUUCUGGAGCCAGUCAUGAUUCCUGAGCGCAAAAUUCGUUCGGUCUCUCCUCACUUUGACGAUAUUCACAAUAGUACCGCCUCCACUAUCAACUUUGUCAUCUCUCAAGUGGCCAGUGGAGAUAUUAACACCAGUAUCCAGGCCCUGGCACAGAUUGAUGAGGUGUUGAGACAGGCAGACAAAGCAGAAGCCAUGUCUGGGCACAUUGACCAGUUUCUCAUCGCCACCUUUAUGCAGCUGCGGCUCAUUUACAACACGCACAUGGCCGAUGAUCGCCUGGACAAAAAAGAUAUCUUUAAACUGUACAGCUGCAUUAUAGGCAACAUGCUGUCUUUGUUCUCAAUGGAGAGUUUGGCGCGAGAGGCCUCUAUUGGCGUCCUGAAGGAUCUGAUGCAUGGUCUGAUGACGCUGAUGUUGGACUCCAGAGUGGAGGACAUCGAGGAUGGGCAGCAGCUCAUUCGCUCCGUCAACCUGCUCAUGGUUCGAGUGCUUGAGAGGUCGGACCAGACCAACAUCCUGAGUGCUUUGCUGGUGCUUCUGCAGGACAGUCUUACCAGCACUGCAGGGUCCCCCAUGUUCUCGGAGCUUGUCAUGAAGUGUCUGUGGAGAAUGAUCCGUUUCCUGCCUCAGACCAUCAACAGCAUCAAUCUAGAUCGCAUCUUGCUGGACGUGCACAACUUCAUGAAGGUCUUUCCUAAAGAGAAGCUCAAACAGCUCAAGAGCGACGUUCCUCACCGGACUCUGAAAACACUGUUACACACGCUCUGUAGACUCACCGGUGCCAAGAUCUUAGAUCACCUGUCUAUGAUCGAGAAUCGCAACGAGUCUGAGCUGGAGGUGCACCUGAGGAAGGUGGUCAAACUUUUGGCAAACCUUUCUGGACACAAAUCUGAUAAGAGCACAGAGAAGGGUGCCCUCAGAUCGGAUGACAAAGUGAUCAAGGCUAACGUGAGUGACAUCCUGUCUGAAAUCUUUAAAAAGAUUGGUUCCAAGGAGAACACUAAAGAGGGUUUGACAGAGCUGUACGAGUACAAGCAGAAGUAUUCGGACGCCGACAUCGAGCCCUUCCUGAGGAACACCUCUCAGUUCUUUCAGAGCUAUGUGGAGCGAGGGCUUCGCAUGAUCGAGUCAGAGCGGGAAGGCAAAGGCCGAAUCCCAACCUCUACAGUAAUCCCCCCACCCAGCACAGACCCCAGCUCUGUUUCCCUUAAUAAUGGAGACGAUCUGAAUGCAGCUGCCUAUUACGAGAGACUGAAGAUCUUGCGGCAACGGCGUGGCCUGGAGAACUCAACGCCAGAGGAAGAGCGACCUCCCCUAAGCUCCUUGAAACCAUCCGUGGCGUCCUGCACAGACAUGCUCCACAGCAAACUCUCUCAGUUAAAGGAGUCUCGCGAGCACUUCCAGCAGGAGCAGUCGCACUCCCACAGCCCCACCCGCUCCUCCGCCUCCAACCUCGACGACCUCAAAAAGAGGUUGGAGAGGAUCAAGAGCAAACGCCAGUAGAUGAAAGCUCAGCCUAUGUACGCUAACGCACCAGAUAGUCAACAUGUUAUUAGGCUUUCUUUCCCGAACUUCACAAUCCCCAAUGUUUUUCAGGGUAAACGUGUGCAUAGUUACGGUUAUGCGAAUAGGACAAAAAAUAACUUGAAUCUGUCUACAUUGUAUAAUAUUAAGUAAACUAAAUUUUCUGUAUGUUAGUGUUGUGCACAAUUGUUUUUGUACAUAGUGGCUUACCACAUCAGGCUUUUACGUGUCAUUUAGGAUUUCCCGUGUACAGUUUCUUUGUGCAGAAUGCUGUAAUAUGUGUAACUGAAGCAGUUUUCUUUCUUAACUGGACAUUUUAGAGAACUUGAUUUAAAAUGUCGUUUUCACUUGGUCCGUUAACUUCUAUCCGUUUGCCAUUUUUGCUGUUUUCUUUCCGCCUUUUCUCUCAAGCAAUCUUGAAGCUUUCAAAACUCUGAAGGAUUGAUUCCUUUUGUUUUAAGGAGCAUGGCAUGAAGUACUUGUUCUUAUGUAAAUAAAGGUUGCAUUACUAAA